AUGGCCAGUGACAGGAGGAGGCUGAACCAAUUGUUGACACACAGCAACUCUGAACGUGAGUCAAAUAUUCAGCAUAAAAAUUGUGGGUUCACCAGACAGAAGGUGUCCUUGUUUGUAUCCUUAGAAGGUCCCUUUUGUUUGUGAAAAAGGAUGCAGUGUUGUGUAAGGUCCUGCUAACGGGAAGGAGGGAGGGAUUUUUUGUCCAUUUUUCUCUCUAUAUUCUUCCAAGCAAUCUCCCAAAAGAUUCCACAUCCUUCUGGAGCAAAGCAUCUAUUCAUUGCUUCAGAUGCCUUGUGAAGACUUUUAUUUGCCCAGGCUUUCCCUGACCCAUAAGACUGGAUCUAUCGCUUCAAAAUUCCAGUUUUUACUUGUUCCUGUUUUUAUAAUGUUUUGUUUUCCCUGUCGGCAGUCCAACAAAAUAGCUAGAGGACCAAGAAGAGAACAAGUACAGUGGUGCCUCGCAAGACGAAAUUAAUCCGUUCCGCGAGUGUCUUCGUCUAGCGGUUUUUUCGUCUUGCGAAGCAACCCUAUUAGCGGAUUAGCGCUAUUAGCGGUUUAGCGGCUAUUAAAGGCUUAGCGGCUUAGCUGCUAAAAGGCUAUUAGCGGCUUAGCGGCUUAGAAAAAGGGGGGGGGAGCUAAAAAAAAUAUCUCAAGACUCGCAAGACAUUUUCGCCUUGCGAAGCAAGCCCAUAGGGAAAUUCGUCCUGCGAAGCAACUCAAAAACGGAAAACCCUUUCGUCUAGCGGGUUUUCCGUCUUGCGAGGCAUUCGUCUUGCGGGGCACCACUGUAUAAUAUCUGCAGAGCCUCCUGUCCUUACAGCUGUAACCCACUUGAUGGACUAUCAUCCUGGGAGAAUCUAUACCUCUUCUGAUCUGCCUCCACUUGCCUUUAGCACACACACCCCAGGAAUACUAAGGGCAGUAGUGGAGCAGGAGGCCAGCAGUAUACAAAGCUUCCCUUACAAAGUCCCUAUUGGGGACUUAGGAAAACUCCCUUGAUGUAUUCAUGUUUACGAAAUAAAUUGCGCAGAUUUCAGUUCUUUAAAAAAAUAAAUUUAAUAAACUGUAGUGAACACAGGUUACUUAACAUUUCCAAAGUUUAAACUUUUUUUUACAAAUCCACUGGCUUCAUUAUACUGCCUGUUCUACUGUGUCACUUGCUUCAAGUUUUCUGGUAGUUGAUCAACUGGAAAUCAGUCUGAGCUCCAACUACAUCAGAUGUAUUUCCCCUGCUUUCUGCAACAAUUUGUUCAACUGUUUUUGAAGUUUCAGGGUCCUGGGAGCAAGGACUAGUCAGAGCAUCGUGAGGACUGUUGCACUGAAGAGGCAAUGGCAUAUCUGGAGGAGGUUCAGAAGUCUUGCCCGCAGCAGAUGGAGUAGGCAUGGACAAAGGAAGAUUCAUCAUGUAGAAUACAUUGCCCAGCCGCCGGGACACCUUUAGAGAGAUAAGCAAUUACAGUAAUUACUUUUUAAAAAUAAUGAUUACAUUUGAUGCCCAGCUUAACUUUACACAUACGGUACAUCCUAUAGCAAAUUGUCCACAGGACUGAUAAGACAUGACAUUUGGGCCUUCUGGGUCCGGGUGAUCCAGCCAUUUCAUGGCAGCAAAUUGGACUAGUAAAUUAAUCAGGGAUGUCUUCCAUUGACUCUCCCUCUCCUCCAAAUCUAGGCAUGGCUGAAGUGCUUUGGCACAAUUUAUAUUGAAAAAGGAAAAGUGGUACUUAAUAGCAGCGGCAGAGCAAGCUGAUCUGACGCCUGGAGCAGGACACUUCGUGGGGCCUCCGAGGAGUCUGCCUGCCUCCUCCCACUCAGCUGCCCUACAGCUGAAGGAGAGGUGGCGGGCAAACCGUUUGGGGCAGUGUGGAGCCUGUGGGCACCCAAGCCACCGCUUCACUCCCAGGAGAAAUGCGUGCUUGGGCGUGCUGCAGGCCCUGCAGUGAGUGCCACCCGCCAUUUUGUCACCCCCCUCAGUGGUGACACCCAGGGCGGACCAUCCCCACCGCACCCCCUUCCUCCGCCCCUGCUUAAUAGUUCAGUGUUUUCCUUCUCUGCAAGUACUGCCAUUUAUCAUGCUCUGAGCCAUCAAUAGUGCAAGUCAUGGAUUUGAUCAGAUAAGGUUAAAGAGAGGAAGGGAGAGAGAAGCUGAGGAGACAAUAAGAGCUGCACAAUGAUUAAAAUGAAAAACAACAGUAUUUCAAGACCAAUAAGGUUAAUUCAAACUGACAGAAGAUAGGUAUGUAGGAUGGACUUGCACUAAAUCUUAAUUGUUUGUAUAGAUAAAAGGGAAGUGGAUUUUUAUUAACCUUUUUUCUUUAAAAGAACAGCCAGAGAAAUAAAUGCUAAAGUAAACAAUAUUUUACUAGUCUGGAGAAGGAAGGAAAGGGGGUAGCUGCUUCUUUUAAAAACAUUUACACGUCUCUUUUUUGGUUUUGGAAGUCAGUUUAAUCAUACGCAGGCUACCAAAUGUGUGUGCUGCAUAAAAGUUAGAGUGCAGUCUUAACACACAUGCACACAGCCAGUGUUGAUGACAUUGGCAUAUACUGUGCAACAUGCACAUUGUGUUGUAUAGAUGGGAGGCAUAUUGGAUUUUCACUCUAAAUCCUGUACAUCCUGUACCUUUCCCAGUUGUAAUAAUCUGUUAAACAUAGGUUUUAUUGUUAACCAUGUUGUAAAUGGGAUUUUUGGUCAAUUUUACUGGACUGGACUAAUUUUAACUAUUCCAGCAUUGGCUUUGCAAUGCACACUCAGUGAUGUUUCAGUCUCUAGGUUAAAUGUUUCUAGCUAUGCUUGCUAUUAAAAUUCAGGCAGUUUCAGUCUUAUUUUGUGAGUCUUGGAAUGCUACUGGAUUCUGAACUUCAUGUUGUGCUAGUGACUCUCUGGGUCUCUUGUUCCACUUUUGCACUUCCAGUUGGGUGUGGAAACAAUGAACCAAGAGCAGAGAAGCUGUUCUUUAAUCAUAUCCUGAAAACCUAUUGUGGGGAUGCAUGCAUCUCAGUGUCUCAGCCAGAUGUGGAUAUCACUAAGAUACCCUAUGUAUUCUCAGUAAUAUCCUAGCCUUUUUAAGCAGACCUAUCUAGUCUUAUGUCCAGUUACAUUUUUAAACAGCAGAGUAUGUUGUGAAUUUAAAAUGUUACAGAAAUAAUUUCCUACCUAUCAUUUGGGGUCAGGCAGAGAGCUCAAGACAAGCCACAACAAGAGAGCGAAAAUGCUAGACAUACACACAUUUUCUAGGACACAUCUUUCAUUCAAUAUUUUGAUUUUCACUAUGUCUACUGGCUGUACCUGAGACCGAAUCUUUAAUGCAGGUCCAAGUUUUAAUCCCAUUGUUUCCAAAAGAUGUUCUUCUGUGAGUAGUGGUAAGGUUUCUCCAUCAAUGGCAUGAUCUUUAAAUAUCUUUAACAAAAACGGAAAAUGUGGUUGGUGAAAACACUUUUCAAUUUUUCCACAUUGUGGCAUUUACCAAAUCAAAAGUAGCAAACAUAUGCUCUAAGUAGAGGAAAAUAUAUUUGUUUAAUGAAAAUCACAGUCAGCAGGAUAAAUCAACAGCACCCUUUUAAUUAUUUCAUCAGUGUGCCAAAUCCAGAGUUUUGGUAUUGCAGAAAAGUAUUCCAAAUGCUGUCCCUAUACCUGUGCAACUCUACACUCAGAGAUUCACCUGAGUAGAAAUAGUGCCAGAACAUUUCAUUUUGACUGGAUUUUGAUAGGUAAAGUUCCACUUUUAGAUGUGGGAGAUCUUAGACCGACAGCCAAAAAGUAACUUAAUUUUACUGAUUAGUUUAUGUUUUGGAUUUAAAUUGUAACCUGUCCAAAUCUCAACAAUUAGUUUUCCUGGAGUGUCACUUUGAGAAGUGAGCGAAUGGAGGUGGCUAGGCUAUGCCACAACUCACAACAUCUAUUAGAAUUGUAGAGUGGGAAGGGGCCACAAGGGUCCAACCCCCUGCAAUGCAAGCAUCUUAUUAGUAGUCAACCAGUACUGUGCAUUUUCUUGCCACAGGCAUUUCAUUCUCUGUGCCUCUUGGUUGGUGUCCAUUAGAGGUAUCACUCAGAGAGGAAUUUAGCCAAUGGUUCCCUAGUUACCCCAGAGAGAGCCAAUGUAAUGCCUUCCAGAUAUUGUUGUACUGCAACUCCCAUGGUCUUUGACCAUUGACUAUGCUGAUGAGAGCCAGAGUCCAACAACAUCUGGAGGGUACCAGAUUGGCUACCCCAGCCUUUCAAUGCUCUUCUUGCAUCGAGUUCCCAUUAGUCUCCCAUUCAAGGUUUUGACCAGGUCUGGACCUGCUUAGCUUUAUUAGGGAUGCAGCAUCAGGUACUCUUUGAUCAUUUUCUGUGCCAAUGUAAAUAAUGCUUUAGCUUUUCUUCACACUAUUGGAACAUUUAUUCCAUGGCAAGUAUUUCUAAGUAGUUUUUUUAUUAUUUAAUUUUUAAUCAAAAUAUACAAAAAUGUAGGGGCACAACUCCACAAAACCUGAAUUAAAUUAAGUCCCAUAAAUUUCAGAGGGCAACUUAAGCCUGUUUCACACUCUCCCACUGAAACCAAUGAGACUUAAACAUCUUUGUUUUUGGCUGAACCUUAGCCAACAAUUUCAUAUUUUGAAACCAUUGAUAGAUCCCUUUGUAGAAUAUUAAACAAAUAUUUAAUCUUUAUGACUACCUGAAUUGAACCUAUAUUAUUACUUUAAGGGGAAUGGUUUGGGAAGGAACAGGCCAAAAGGAAAUAUCUUUUUUGUAACUCCCAUUGAGUCUUAUGAGAACUGAAUGCAACUGGAUUUUCCUAUGCUUUUCUUCCUUUUCCUUACAGUUCUUACACCAGAGUUCUUUUUGUUGUUAGUGAAGUUUGUUGGUUAAAUAAAAGAAGUCAAGCCUCCAAGAACCAUCAUUCUCAUUAAGAAAACCUCAACUGUUGCAAUAACCUGUGCAUAGUCUGAACAUCCUGGAAGGCUGAUGAUAAAACUGUAUACGUCUUCAACAGUCCAUUUGCGGAUAUCUUCAAUGGCAGAAAUGUCUUCUCCAUUCAGAAUCAGGCUGGAAGUGGCUAUGGGAAUGGAAGCAAAAAAUAGUUUUUGCAUUCAGUGAGUGGCAAGCAAAUCAAAUCUUAACGUGCAGGUUUUGAAUUUAUGUUGUAUGCUAGGGGUUAAAUUAGAUAUUACACUAAAGCUGUGUGUAAAGUAACCACAACAGCCAUUUCUCCUCUUCAGAGAAAUCUUGGAACAAGAUGAUUUGCAGCAGAGCAUGAGAACGGGGAGGGGGACUUAGUUCUUCUCCUGACUUCUGUUUCUGACCCCCUCAGGGUUCCAGGGUUCUGCUUUCCCUUUUCUGGUCAUGCUUUGAAUAAAAUGGGUCACUGCACACAGUUUCGAUGCAGCUUUUAGUUUAGCCAUGACAAUACUCUGUAUCACCAUUGUUCCUUAUUACCUAUGAUUCCAUGCAUAUGGAUUUCACAGCCUAUAUGUAACACAGACUUUAGAUUUCCUGAAAAAAAUAGAUUACUUUUUUAAAAAGAAAGCUUCCUGUAGUUAUUGUAAAAAGCUUAGUUCUUGAAGUGGCAGAAUUGCACUGCAUGUAGCUACCUGUCUUCCUCCUACGUCUCCAGCCAUUCCCUUCUACAUCCCACACUCCAGAGAUUAUGAACCUCUGGCCUGGAGGUCAAAUGCUGCCCUCCAGGCCUCUCUGCCUGACCCUUGGGCCACCUGUUUCCCCAGCUGCCGCCGCCACCACUUGCUUCUCCCCAGGUCAUUCUCCUUGAGAGUUUAUGCCUGGCUGGAACAUGUUCUUAAAUUAGGAUAAUACCCACUGCUUGCCUGGAUGGGGGACAGAGAGGGAUGUGUGAGUGUGUGGAAAAACUGACCUACUGUAAAAGGUAAAAUUUACAUUUAUUGCUCUGCCUACCUUUUGUCUCUGCUCUCAUCCACCACUAGCACCCCCCCAUCAAAGUUGUUCAGAAGGGAAUGCAGCCUAUGGGUGGAAAAAUGUUCCUCACCCUUCAUUACCCAUACUUCUACUGUCACCACUGUCCAAAAAAAUCAUUUCCUAAGGCUUUCACAUUGGGCAUAGCCGGGGGGUGGGGGUGGGGUGAGCAGCUGCUAUUUUAUCAAAUAGAUAAAAAUACUUAACUAAAAGUAGAAAUUGUAGAAAGAUUUUGACAGGUAUUUAUGAGCACUUGAGGUCAAAAGAAAAUUUAAAACAGCUGUUGUUGAGACAUUUCAUUCUGAAUCUGCAAGACAGAGGAGGAUGAUAGGUGGGUGAUCCUGCCCCCCCCCAACUUAAAUCCUGGCUAUGUCCACAGCUUUCAGGUGAGGUUUUGAAAAAGCAGGCCCAUGUACAGCUCAGUGCUAAACACGGGUGCAUUUUUGCCGUUUCACUUUUUAAAGAAGGACUCCAAAGUGUGAUAUGCAGGUAGAUUUAACUUACCUGACGGUAGCAGUGGGUUGCUGGGUACAGAGAAGCCAUAUGGCAGAGCAGAGAAUGUGAACGCUGACGGAUAAGUGUACUUCUCAUCAAAGGCUGUGCAAGAACUGUUGGAAUCUUUCUCAUUUCCGUUGCUGCACCCAUUUGCUUCGCUGGGCAUUUCAUGGCUGCCAGAGUGUUUUCUCAAGCCAUGCUCGUAUUCCUUGUCAUUUUUGGUGGCUGCAGCAGAAGGCUCUGCUUGGACCUUGUUCUGUUCAUGCUUGCUAAGCAUCUCCGCUUCUGUUUCUUUUUUGUCGUCUUUCUCUUCUUCAGCGGUUGCGGAGGAAGGGUCUAUGCUCUUGUCCUCUGCUUGGCUCUUGAUGCCAUUGGUGUUACACUCGGUGGCUUUGUGAUUCCCAGCUCUUCUGCCAGGCCGACGGCCUCGCUCUCUUUGCAGAGUGCUGACGGGUGGGUACGGGCUGGUGGCCAUCACCAUGGUGUUGCCGUGAAGUUCGUCAAGAGUAGUACGAUGAAUGUACAAGUCAUUAGGAAGAUGGCCUUCGGGUACCCUGUGCCUCCCUCGGAAAGCAACUGGGCUAGCCGGCAUGCCGUGAUAAAGAAAGUGGCCUUCCAGCCCCAACAAUCCCUUGCGGUGAGCUUUCUCUAUUUCUUUUUGUUGGAAAAUGGCAUUCAUUUCCAUCUCCAUCCUAUGCAAUGA
Podarcis lilfordi (Lilford's wall lizard) is the source of this 7102-nucleotide messenger RNA. The record is from the annotation of a GenBank genome assembly. Lineage: Eukaryota; Metazoa; Chordata; Lepidosauria; Squamata; Lacertidae.